Messenger RNA from Pogona vitticeps (central bearded dragon), 1432 nucleotides. The record is from RefSeq and is a predicted model, not a curated record. NCBI's taxonomy places the organism in Eukaryota, Metazoa, Chordata, Lepidosauria, Squamata, Agamidae.
GUGUGAUUCUCUUGGGCAUUGUGGUCCUGGCACCUCUGGCACUCCAAAUCUGAGAACCAUGAAAUUAGGUUAUAAAUAAUUUCCUCUCUCUUCGUCCUCCCAAAUUAUGUUCCCCAGGGCAGCCGUUUCACUCUCUGUAAACCUAAGGCUGGCCCUUCAGCUCUGUUCUUAACUUUCUGUAUACUGCCAUAGUUCUACAACAAUUUCACUCUCUCUUUUGUGAUUUGAUAACUUGGUGACACAUUUCCUGUUCCGGGUGGGACGAAUCAGCUCUUGAAGGCAGAAAUCCAGCCCGGUUCAUAGACACUCUUGUUGUUGUGCUCAACCUUUCCACCGGAUGAGAAUAAAAAACUUUCUGUUCAGGAACAGCUGCCUUCAUUUAAAAAAGGGGGGGGGCAGGUUUCUGUUCAAACGUCACCUUUGCACCCAGACAAGUGCAAACAGCUCUCAGCUUUCUCCUCGCUUCCGGAAAGCUGCCACAAACAACCGCAGAGUCUGUGAUUGCCUUCGCCAUGGAGGUUUUCAGCUGGCUGCUGGUGCUAUCCAUCAUCCUCUACUAUUUCUGGAAGCGUGGACGUCCCAAAGAAUUACCUCCAGGACCACGACCUCUCCCGUUCUUUGGCAAUGUGUUUCAACUGGGUUUUCGAAAUCCCUUGACGUACUUGCAAAAGUUAACUAAAGAAUAUGGACCUGUCAUCAGUUUGUAUCCUGGGACAAAACCUAUAGUUUUUAUUCAAGACUUGAGAUUCGCAAAAGAAGUUCUGUUGACUAAAGGAAUCGAAUUUGCUGGGAGGCAAGACAAUCAUAUUAUUGACCUUAUCCAUAAGAAAAAAGGAAUAAUCAUGGCGCCCUAUGGCCAGGCCUGGAAGGAACAGCGGAGGUUUUCUCUGAUGGUUCUCCGGAAUUUUGGGCUCGGCAAGAAGUCGAUGGAGGAGAGAAUCCUGGCGGAAGUGGCGUAUUUGGUUCAAGCAUUUACGGAAAACAUGAAGGCUCCUUUCGACCCUUUCUGUUUCACGGACCGUGCCGUGACGAACAUAAUAUCUACCAUGGUAUUUGGGAAACGUUUCGAAUAUGAUGAUGCCACCCUCCGGAAAGUGCUGGACCUGCUCCAUCUGAACUUGAAACUUUCGACAGGACCCUGGGCACUGGUAAAGCCAACUAGACAAUGUAAAAGCACAAUCUUAAGCAGCCGGAGCUGAGCUGAGGGCCAGGUGAGCUGACCCUCAUCCAGCUGAAGCUGGGCUAAAUGCAAGCCUGGUCCAUCCUAAGAUACCAGAUAUGAUCCUUAGCCGCAAGUGGUCCCAGAACCAUCAGGUGAACGACCCUGCACUAGAACACCCAGGUUAUAUUACUGAGUUGGAGAACCAACGUCCUCUUAAUGGGAAUGUGUGGACGUCUGUCUUGGUUUACACCUGCAUAAUUUAAGUUUCCU